Messenger RNA from Galdieria sulphuraria, 3943 nucleotides. RefSeq names its product ATP-dependent RNA helicase. Gene Ontology annotation, molecular function: RNA binding; ATP binding; RNA helicase activity. Gene Ontology annotation, biological process: nuclear-transcribed mRNA catabolic process, 3'-5' exonucleolytic nonsense-mediated decay. Bases 9 to 3785 code for a protein of 1258 amino acids. Gene Ontology annotation, cellular component: Ski complex. The transcript is spliced from 3 exons. Lineage: Eukaryota; Rhodophyta; Bangiophyceae; Galdieriales; Galdieriaceae. The record is from RefSeq and is a predicted model, not a curated record.
CCCACUGGAUGGAAACGAAUCUUAUUGUUGUGGAAACUUUACUUUCGUUGUUACCAAAAGAAAAAUAUGAUAUUGUUGAGUUGGAUACGAUAAGAUUGGGUGAAUUAACUGCUGCACCUAUAAAUAGACCUUACUCCCUUGCGACCUUUCCCUUUUCACAAGAUGUUUCUUACCUUCUUGAAAGCCAACAAGAAGAGUGGGAAGAAGCAGAUGUGUCCUCUUCGUUUCUUCGAAAACCAAGUGAUGAAUAUCACAGAGGUUCAACACAAAAGAAACCAUUUUCUUGCUUAUUGAACGAAAAAACCCGGUGGGAACAAGAGCUACAACAACAGUAUUGGCAAAGAUUUGCGGAAGAAUUAUGGACUGUCGCAGAACACACUAGUUUGACAAACCACGUGGAAUCUACUGGAUGGAAUGAAAAUCUUCUUCAGUGGUGUGAUGUGAAAUUGUUAGAAAGUGAAAGUCAGCUAGCUAAUUCCAGUAACGGACUAUUGGAAAGAUACACUCCUGAUGAGGAAACAAUACGACAACUGGAGAUUGCUAGAGCGCGGUAUGCUUCAGAAAGUGGAGAUUAUUAUGUGAUUGGUGACGAGUCUAGUGGAGCUCCUGUACAAGCUGCUUUAAAACAAGAUACUGCAGCGGCCUGGAAUGUCUUUUCUCUGACUGAGGAAGACUUUAAGUUAUUAGGAAUUGGUAAAGAUGAAACAACUUUUGAAGAGAAUCAAGUAGAUAAAUAUGGGGACAAUGUUCGAAUUUCAAAUAAUAUUUCGGAGGAGCCAUUGGAUACAAAAGGAGACUCGGAAGGCGUUCAAAUUAUCGAAGAAAAGAGACUAACAUACGACAGUCUUCAUGAACAGGUGGAUCGAAUCUUACAGAGCCAACAAAACGAUUUUCAAUCUUUGAUUUUAGAAAGGAAACGUUCGAGAUUCGUGACAGAAGAAGAAUGGGCUAUUGUAGAUAAUGAAAGCGUAUCGGAGUUUUGGAAAUCAGUGCCCAAUCUUGCUUUGGAGUUUCCAUUCGAGUUGGACGACUUUCAGAAACGAGCUAUUCUUCAUUUAGAACGCGAAGAAAAUGUGUUUGUCACUGCACAUACUUCAGCUGGUAAAACGGUGGUAGCUGAAUAUGCCAUUGCUUUAGCUAUGCAACAUCAAACCAAAUGUAUAUAUACCUCACCUAUUAAGACGUUGUCGAAUCAAAAGUAUCGAGACUUUCAAGAUAAAUUUUCCGAUGUUGGUAUUAUAACGGGAGAUAUUUCCAUUCAUCCACAAGGAUCUUGUUUAAUAGUAACCACAGAGAUACUUAGGUCUAUGUUGUACAAAGGAGCAGAUGUUGUUCGCGACAUAGAAUUUGUUGUGUUUGAUGAAGUUCAUUAUAUCAAUGAUGAAGAAAGAGGUGUUGUAUGGGAAGAAGUAAUCAUUAUGCUUCCACCGAGAAUUAAGAUUAUUAUGCUGAGUGCAACUGUUCCUAAUGCUUUGGAUUUUGCGAAAUGGGUUGGUCGAACCAGACAAAGCAAAGUUUUCGUUAUUAGUACUCAAUAUCGACCAGUUCCUUUACAACAUUCAGCAUUUUGGAAAGGCGACAUGAUUACAUUGGUCGAUGCCAAAGGACGUUUCUUGGAAGAAUCUUACAGAAGGAUAUCACAAAUAGUGAAAGAAGAGAAAGCAAAUCGUUUAGGAGGCUCUUUUGGAGGUAAAAAGGGUUCCUGGACAAAGUUGACCAACUUUUUGAGAAAGCAACAGCUGACUCCUACUGUGGUAUUUUGUUUCUCAAAAAGAAGAUGUGAGGAGGCUGCUGACUCUUUGCAAGCUGUAGAUUUUACUGAAGGAGCAAGUGAGAAAUCUAACAUUCAUCAGUUUGUCGAACAUUCGAUAGCAAGACUAAAAAGGGAAGAUCGUCAGUUACCCCAAAUCGAGAGACUAAAAGAGAUGUUAAAGAGAGGAAUUGCAGUACAUCAUGCAGGUAUAUUGCCAAUCAUGAAAGAAUGUGUAGAAAUAUUAUUCCAGAAAGGUUUGGUUCGCAUAUUAUUUGCUACAGAAACAUUUGCUAUGGGAGUGAAUAUGCCUGCACGUACUGUUGUCUUUUCUUCUUUGAGAAAACAUGAUGGUCGUUCUUUCCGAUUUGUAGAACCGGGUGAAUACAUUCAAAUGGCUGGAAGAGCUGGAAGAAGAGGUUUGGAUGCAGUUGGAAAUGUGUUGAUCUAUCUUUCAGAAGAUAUUCCUGAUGCAGCAACUUUAAAGUAUAUUUUGACUGGACCACCCAUUCGAUUGAGUUCUCGUUUUCGUCUCACAUAUAAUAUGAUAUUGAAUCUGCUAAGAGUGGAAGAUCUGAAGGUGGAAGACAUGAUUCGUCGUUCUUUUGGUGAAGCCGCAUCUAAUAUGGACUUGAAUGUAAUGCUCAGAUUACUUAAAAGUGGUCGAAGAAAACUAGAAGAAUGGGAUCAACAGUUGCAUAGAGAAUUGCAAGAUCCUUCCCUUGGAUUGACGUUUGAUGACUUUCAAGAGUAUUAUUUGUUAUAUUGUGAAAUUCGAAAGUGGAACGAAUAUUUUGUAGAUAGAUUAUGGAAUAUUCCGAUGAUAGCUAAUCAAUUUCUUAGUCCUGGAAGAGUUGUUGAGAUUCUGAAUGAUUCAUUUGGGACCUGUAACGCACUUAUCAUAAAGGGACCAGAAAAGCUGUCUAAAAUACAAGAUACGAGAAUCCAACUACAAUCCGAUAAAAGGAUUGUCAUCUCAGUACUAUAUCUUUUAGAUCCCAUUGAUAAUGAAAGGUUCCAAGUAACCAACGAUUGGAUCGAAAAAGGGAAAGUAGGUGAAUAUGAUUGGGUUCUAAAGAGAAUAGAUUUGUUUCAGAUUAUUGCUCCUACAUCUGAACGUCUGCAAAAUACUCAUUCCGCAGUAUUUUUACCUUUGAGAGGCGGAGUAAACUCUAGUGAACUGAAUCGUGCCAUUGAUUUCCUCCGUAAAAUAACUGUGACGUCGAGAUUGAUUCCUAAAAAGCACAUGAAUGUUCAUGAUUUUGAAGUAGAGAAUUGUUGGGAACAAAGAGAGACAUUCAUUGCCAAAUGGAGACAAAGUAAUGUUUCCAAAAGUAACCUUUUUCUUUCCGCUUUACAAUUGUUAGACAAGUAUCAUCGAUUGUCAGAGAAACUGAGUGUUCUUCAAUGGAUUAUGAGUGAUGAGAGUUUGCAAUUGAUGCCGGAUUACACUCUUCGUACACAAGUUCUUCGUAAACUAGAGUUUGUCAAUGAGGAGAAUAUAGUACAAUUGAAAGGUAGAGCUGCAUGUGAGAUCAACUCGUGUGAUUCUCUAUUGGUUGUUCAAGUAGUAUUUGAGAAUGUACUCGACAGAUUGGAUGCUGCAGAGUGCGCAAGUCUUCUAUCCAUAUUUGUCUUUCAAGGAUCUUCUCAAGUCUCAGAGUUUGAUUUGACCCCAACUUUAGAAGAAGCUGUAGAGCGUGUGAGGAAGAUAGCUCUGGCUAUUGGAAAUUUGCAAGCAGAAUGUGGUUUACCUGUUUCUCCUCCCGAAUAUUUGCGACAAAAUCUUCAAAAUGCGCUCAUGCAAGUUGUGUUAUGGUGGGCUCAAGGAAGGUCAUUCUCUGACAUUUGUAGUAUCACCGACGUUCCCGAAGGAUCCAUUGUUCGAAAUAUUAAUCGAUUGGCAGAGUUGUUAAAGGAACUCAAGAACGUGACACGAGUCAUCGGAAACCCCUCACUUUAUCAGAAACUGGAGAGAGCUAACGAAAGCAUUCGUCGUGAUAUUUGUUUUACUGCAAGUCUAUAUGUUUCAUAGAAGUCACUGUAUAAUUUGAGCAAAAUCUAUUAUCUAUCGCAUCCUUGAACUCUAUCGACGAAUGAAUCGUAUCUCAUGAAGAAAAUGGCGAAAGAGUUACACUAGAAAUCUUAUCAAAGCUACUUGUUGUAAGAGAAGAUAAAUAAUUUCUAUGAAUU